Phytophthora sojae is the source of this 3240-nucleotide messenger RNA. RefSeq lists its product as hypothetical. Gene Ontology annotation, molecular function: ATP binding; microtubule binding; microtubule motor activity. The coding region runs from base 1 to 3240 and encodes 1079 amino acids. Gene Ontology annotation, biological process: microtubule-based movement. The transcript is spliced from 3 exons. The record is from RefSeq and is a predicted model, not a curated record. NCBI's taxonomy places the organism in Eukaryota, Oomycota, Peronosporomycetes, Peronosporales, Peronosporaceae.
AUGGAGCGCGCCCAUGUGAUUGUGCGUCUGCGGGGCGAGUCGUCUCCGUCCAGCGCCGCGGGCAUCUGCCGCACGAGCGCCAGCACCGUGCGGCUGGAGCACAGCGAGAUGUCCCCGGGCGUGGCCAGCAUCAGCUUCGAGCAGGUCUUCGACGUGCAGGUCAGCAACGCGCACGUGUUUCAGACGAGUCUCACGCCUGCAGUUGACGCCGCAGUCGACGGCAAGGCCACCACGUUGAUAGCCACGGGCGCGGCGAGCGCAGGCAAGUCGUUCGCGUGCCAUGGCGACCAGCAGGAGCCGCGUAGUGGACAGGCGGAUCCGGGACAAAUUACGCUGGCAAUUGGACGCGUUUUCAGUGAAUUAGAGCGCAAAUCAAGUGCAGGAUGGAAGUGCAACGUGCUACUGAGCUGCUGGGGCGUCGACACCAGCAAGAACGAGGCGCUGACGGAUCUUCUAGCGCCCGGGACGAGUUUCCUAACUCAAGACGUGGAGAAACUGCUGGUGGAGCGCUCGACGGUGGUCACGACGACUGAUGAGGCUGUGCGUUUGUACUCGAAAGCUCUAGAAAGGGUGAAUGAGAUGGAGAAGCAGGAUUUUGUGCUGGCGCUGCAUGUGGAGACGCUGGCUCCGAGUGGUGAAGCGAGACGAGGACGGCUCCUGGUUGUGGAUAUACAGGGUGGGUCCAUUAUUGAGCCACGAGGAGAGGAGGUGAAUCAAGUGGAGAAGAAGGAGAGAGCGGGGUACUUCUUGGAUGCACAGUUUCCCGUGAAUGAGACGCUGAGUGCGGGAUUCGGAGUUUUCGUGGGUGGGACCAGUGCGACGUACCUGCUGGUGGCUAUUCAGACGCCGGCACAAUUCCAGCAACAGGCCAUCCAGUCGCUUCUGUACGCGUGCAAGGCGAAAGAGAUCAAAUACUGCAGUAGAGUGAAUUACUUAUCAGCUUUUGCCGAUAAGAAGAACACCCAUCAGCAUGUUGCAAGCGGAAAGCGAGCAGCCGUGGAGGCUGAAAACCAGGCACCAGGUUGCAGAGAGGAUUUUGUCGCCCCUGGCGCUCCUGAUUCUGUCGUCUCAACUGAUCGCGAAGCGCCUUUGCUAUCACCAAGCUUGAGUCCUAGCACAAGUUGUGAAAGUCAAGAGCAGCUAAGGCAAUCGGAUAUUUCCAGACGUGUGCGCAAGGCGUACGACCUUGCAAAGGCCGCUACUACCUCGCCAACGAAAAUGAAUGCUGGAAUUGAGUGCACAUCCAGCCAAGGGGACACAGCCAUUCACGCGGUGCUAGAUGCAAUGCUGAAACAUCUACCUUGUGAUACGCUGCAGGAGUUGACUCUCCAGGCGAAGCUGGAGCACAUCUGCACGGCGCAAAUUGAACUAGAGCGUGCAUUGGCGCACGAAACUUCUAUCAAGGACAAAUGCGUCGACCGGAUUUCACGACUUAGUCAGACAAUGAGCUGCCAGGUCGUCGAACACGAGCAACAGCUUCAAGAAGCUUUGACGGCCAAACAUGCGGCCGAAACCCAGCUUCAAGAUCUCAGCAUUAAGUUUGAUUGCGUUGGACGCGAGGUGUCGCGCUUGCAAGAGGAAGUCCAAGUGUUGAAAGCUGGCCAGAAUCUCACCGCGCACAGCGAAGACACUCAAAGUACAACACCUGGAUUCGAGCAUGACCGUGCGAUGCUUCACACCUUGUCAGCACGACUCGAAGAAGCCAUGAUUCAGGCCAAAGACGUGAUAACAUACAAGGACGGCGUCAUCCAGUCGCUUGAAGAGAGACUCCAGCUCGCAAGCCAACGUGGGGCUGACGCAGUUAAACUAUUAGCAGAGGAGCGAAGCCGGUUUGAGCGCGAGAAGGCUCAGCUUCUUGAGGAGAUGCAGGAGAAGAGCAGCAACCAGGAAAGUGAGGAAGUUUCGAGGGUACAGGCCAAGAAUAUGACUCUCCAGCAGCAGAAAGCUGAUCUCACAGUUAAAGUGGCGCAGCUGACGCUCGAGAUGGAGACGGCUAGGUCGCAGUGGACUCAAGAGGCGCACGAUCGCGAAGCCCGAGCUGAGCACAGAUGUGCAGAGCAGGUUGCUAAAGCUGAGCAGCAACUUGAGCAGGCUACGUCUGCGAUGCAGCAGCAAAUGGCCCAAUUCCGGAGUGAAUUGGAUAUGAAGAUCGUGAGGCAGCGUGUAGCUGCGCAAGUGGCGUGCAAGGCGGGCGAGUUGAAAUGUGAACAACUGGAACGCGAUCUCCAGCGUGUGAAGCUCAAGCUAGUCAAGCAGAAAAUCAAGCUCGAAAAGAAGGCGCGGGUACUGGUAGCGAAUGCUCACCAACAACACGAAGAACCUUUGGCAGUUCUCCAGCGUGAAACCGAAGACUUGUCCACAAGGAUGGAGACCAUAGUUCAGCGGGAGCAAGCUGCGCUGAGACGGGCCUACAAAAGUGAGGAAAUUGUUGAAAACCUCAGGACCGAGGUGGAGCAGCUGAAAGCAUCAGCGGUUAAAUUGGAGCGAGAACGGAAAGCUUUGCGCAACCUGUGCAACGAGCUGGAGACGAACAAAAAGUCACUCCAGAAUGAACACGAGCAUCGAAUACGUGAGGUGGAAGUAUCAAUAGCAAAGCGAAUUAUGACAGCUGAGGCGCGAGUCCACGAAGAACGAGACAGACAGAUCCAAAGGCUAUUAGAAGAGCACCGCGCUGAAGUGAAUCGUUUGAAAGCCCUAGUUUCCGCAGCAGAGCAGGAAAAAGCUGCGAUCCAGAUGACAAGGCAACAGUCGACAUCGUCUGUAUUAUCGCGAGCCUCUUCAUCUGAGGAUGGAUCGUUGUCGUCCGACAGCAGUCGCCAGCAAAGUAUCCAAGAUCUGGAUGCUCUCAUCGACUCGAAAGAGCGGCGAUAUAGGCGCGGGGAGAAACGGAGGACAGCAGGCAGCUUGGCAAGGUCACCAUCAUCCUCUCCACCAACCAAGAGCUCAUCUCUAAAGAGGGAGCUCGUCCGCAAAAAAGACGAAAUUGCAGAGUUGUCGGUGCGUCAAAAGCAGCUCUUGGCAGCGUUGGCGAUCGCGAAUGAGCAGGAGACACUGGCCAAACGGCAGAUUCAAGAGACCGAGACUCAGCGUCAGCAGGAGUUGUCACGGUACGAAGAGCUCUUGCAACAGCUCAACACGGUCAAACAGGAGAACUGGAACCUCAGUCUCGCUCUCCACGUCACGGAGACGAACCAGCAGCAACAGCAGCGUAGACCAGCACGAUCCAGUCCAAUUUACUAG